Equus quagga is the source of this 1740-nucleotide messenger RNA. Its product is annotated as potassium/sodium hyperpolarization-activated cyclic nucleotide-gated channel 4-like. The transcript is spliced from 6 exons. Gene Ontology annotation, cellular component: membrane. The coding region runs from base 1 to 1503 and encodes 500 amino acids. NCBI's taxonomy places the organism in Eukaryota, Metazoa, Chordata, Mammalia, Perissodactyla, Equidae. The record is from RefSeq and is a predicted model, not a curated record.
AUGCACACUUCGACCCCACAAGUGGCCAAAGAGGACAAAUGGUCCCCGCGCCAGACUCCUGCUCUCGCAGUCUCACCCUGGCUUUUCCCUCGGACCCUGUCCGGGGAGGAUUCGGCGUCCCCCGAGUCCUGGAGACGUCGGAGCCCGGGCGCGCGGCCGCCUCCCGCCCAGCCCCGCCCCGCCCGCUCCCGGCGGCUGGUGGCGGCGGCGGAAUCAGCCAGCGGAGACGCGAGCCCGGCAGGGUCGGUCCCCGGCGCCGAGCCCCGUUCCCCCACCCUUGCCCCAAGGCCGCACAGCGCGCUUUGGUGCCGCAGACCAAACAUUGGGGACUUGAGCUUGACGCACAAGGUCGUCCUGACGGCGGCGAAGUCUGCCAGGCAGGUGCUAGGAGGCUCGGUUCCUUCCGCCGACCCUACCCUCUCCCACCCGCUCCGGGAACGCAGCGCCCCGCCCGCUUCUCUUCACCCCUGUGCCACCCGCUACCCAAGCGCCCUUCUCCUUUCCCACGAAGGAAAGAAAUCACUGCAGGAGAUUUUGCCAAUCCUAGCCAGCUUUCUGAUUGUUUUCCUCAGCGCCCACUGUGUGCCAGGCGCCGUGCGGGGCGCGGAGUGCGCCCCGCCGGCGAGCAGACGGCCGCGGCCUGGACGGCCGGUCCCGCGGGUGAUGCUGCGCUGGCGGACGCCGCGGGGUCGGGACUCCAGGCCGGGAGGGGGCGGCCGCGGCGCGCGGGCAGCGCUCCCAGCACAAGAUUUCGUUUUACUCCUGUUGAGUUCUAAUGGAUUGUUGAUUGAGAUUUUAGGGGCCUGGAACCGAGGUGUCAGCAGUAAUUUAAAGAAGGCAUUCAGUCCCCAGCGCCUCUUUUCUCCUUGUCCCCCUCCCUCGCCUCCCGCCCUCUCUCAUUUGCGCCUUCAAGCAGUCCGGGGGCGGAGGAGGCUUUUAAAACAAAACACAAAACAAGAUCUUACAGAGGCCGAGGCCCGCGGGAGCCGGAGCGCCGAGGGGUCUGCAGGAGGCGCCCCUCCGGCCGGCGGCGCCCCGGGCUCCCGCUCCCCGCCCGCCGCACCUGGGCGUCCGCGGGGCGCGCGGCGAGGGCCUGGCGCCCUCUGCCGGGUCCCCGGGCCGCCCUCCGGGCCUCCACCUGCGGCCGCCGCGGAGCCGAGCGCACGGGCAGGCCGGACCCUCCGCGGCGGCCUGCGGCAGCCGAGGUCCACAAGCGGCCGGCCUAGCCCCGGACUUGCGUUGGGAGGACUUCGCUGUUCCGCAGCUGGAAGCGACGCCAGGACUCGGUCGGGGAAAAGACCUGGACUCCAGACUGUUAAGAGGACCUCGUAUGCGCUCCUGGGGAGGAUACCGCGUCUGUACAUUGUAUCCUGUGGUGCCGUUUUCUGGAGUGCUUUCCUAAAGACUUAUUUCAUUGGAUACCUGAUGAAAACCAAGGAAAAGCUGCUUCUUGCAGAAGGGAAGCAGACCUACAGUGAGCCAGGCACCGUACCAGGUCUGUGAGUUUUGACAAAUGCCUACAGACCUGUAACCAACACCACAAUCAAGAUAUAGAAGAGUUUCAUCACCCCCUAAACUUCCCCCAGCUCAUUCACAGUCAGUCCCUCUCUACUCCUGUGAUGCCUAGCAACCACUGACCUGUUUUCUGUACCUGCAUUUGCUUUUUCCAAAUUGUUAUGUAAAUGAAUCAUUCAGAAUGUAGCCUCUUGAGUCUGGCUUCUUUCAUUUAGUGCAAUGCAU